GUAUUUUCACCAUAACAAAAAAUAGUAUCUUAGAACAAUGUCUCUUUCACACAGUUCCAUCUUUCUCUUCUCCAUUAUCACACUCAUAAUUUCCAAUGGAGUUUCCUCACAACAAUCCAACAUCAUAUUACCCUCCGAACAACAACGAAACGUCGAAAAACUAACACAUAUCCACUUCUACUACCACGACAUCCGCAACAACAAAAACCCGACCAUAGUACAAAUCAUCGACUCCCCCAAAAACAUGCCAAACGGAUUCGGUUCAACUUUCAUGAUGGACGAUGCAAUGACAGAAGGCCCAGAGUUAAGUUCGAACCACAUCGGAAGAGCUCAGGGGCUGUUUGGUCUUUCUUCACUUCAUGAUCUUGGGAUGUUUAUGUUGACAAAUUUUGUUUUUGAGGAAGGGGAGUAUGCAGGGAGUAGUUUGAGUAUGUUGGGAAGGAAUCCUAUUUCGGAGCAGAAUAGAGAAAUGGCUAUUGUUGGUGGGACUGGGGUUUUUAGAUUUGCUAGAGGCUUUGCUGUUGCGAAUAGUGUUAAUGAUAUUUCUACCCCUGAGCAUUUCGUUGUUGAGUAUAAUGUUACUGUUUCUCAUCCCUAAAUACCCUUUUGGUAUUUACAUGAGGGUUUUAGAGCGUGAGAUAGAUAGGUACAAGUGAAGUGUUGGUGGCAAUCACUUUAGUUAAUAUAUAUUGUCUUCAUAUUUAUUUCUAGAUGUUUUCUGUUUCUGAUUCCUGAAAUAUAUUACCUCCCUCCCAAAAUAAAUAUGAUAUUAUACAUUUUUACACAAAUUAAAAAAUAU
This is a messenger RNA of Vicia villosa (hairy vetch), 799 nucleotides long. RefSeq names its product dirigent protein 11-like. The record is from RefSeq and is a predicted model, not a curated record. Lineage: Eukaryota; Viridiplantae; Streptophyta; Magnoliopsida; Fabales; Fabaceae. Bases 38 to 598 code for a protein of 186 amino acids. The transcript has a single exon.